AUGAGCUGCAGAGCCAUGGCCAAGAUGACCGGAAUUCUGAUCUUGGGGCUUCUUUUGGCCACCUCCAGCUGCCUGGCCUACUUUGAGGACCUGGCCAAGUGCUUUCAGGACCCGGAGUAUGAGGCUUUAUUAGCCACAGCCCGGGGCGGCCUUCGCUCCUCCCCACUGCCCAAGCAUGUGAUUGUAGUGGGAGCUGGCAUGUCAGGCCUGUCAGCAGCAAAGACCCUACAAGAUGCUGGCCACCAGGUAACCAUCUUAGAGACCAGUGACCGCAUUGGGGGUCGAGUGUUCACAUUCAGGAACAAGGAGGAGGGCUGGUACUAUGAUCUGGGGGCAAUGAGAAUUCCAAAAUCCCACAGGCUGGCCCAUUUCUUCAUCAAGAAGUUUGGCUUGAAGUUGAACAAGUUCAUCCAAUCUGACAACAACACUUGGUAUCUUUUCAAUGGACAUCGCUAUCGUGAAUGGGAGGUCAAAGCCAAUCCAGGGCUCUUGGGCUAUUCUGUGAAAGCCACAGAGAAGGGCAAGAGUGCUCUGGAUCUCUUCCACCAAUCCAUCAUGAAGCUCAAGCGAGGUCUAAACACAUUCAACUGCAGCCACCUGCUGUCCUUUUAUGAUUCCUACUCCACCAAGGCUUACCUGCUGAAGGAAGGGAUGCUGAGCGCAGAAGCAGUGAGACUGAUCGGGGAUCUGAUGAAUGAGAACGGUGGAUACUACAAGUCCUUCCUGGAGUCCCUGCGGAGUGCUAGCAUCUUCUCCAAAAGUGACGAAUUUUUCGAGAUCACCGGUGGCUUAGACCAGCUCCCCAAUGCCCUCAGUGCCAGCCUGAAGCCUGGCACCAUCCAUCUGGGGGCCAAGGUGGAAAGGGUGGUGAGGGCUGGGCCUGAGGUCCGAGUUUUGUACCGCACGGAUGGGCCGAGUUCAGAGCUGCACAACCUCACCGCUGACUAUGUCAUCAUCUCUGCCUCCGCCAAGGCCACGCGGCUCAUCGACUUCCAGCCACCACUGUCCCCAGAGAAGAGAGACGCGCUGCGCUCCAUACAUUACACCAGCGCCAGCAAGGUGGUUUUGGCCUGCAAUGAGCGCUUCUGGGAACGCGACGGUAUCCGGGGAGGAGCCUCCAUCACUGACCGGCCCUCGCGGUACAUCUACUACCCCAGCCACCGUUUCCCAGGGGGCAAGGGCGUCCUGCUGGCCUCCUACACGGUGGACGACGACUCCUCCUUCCUCACCGCCAUGAAGCCCAAGCAGUUGGUAGACACUGUCCUGGACGAUCUGGCGGCUGUGCACCAGAUACCCAAGGAGGAGCUGCAGCGCCUGUGUCCUUCCUCGGUGAUCAAGCACUGGUCGCUGGACCCCCUCUCCCUCGGUGCCUUUUCGGAGUUCACACCUUACCAGUUCGUGGACUAUUCCAAGCCGCUCUUCCAGCCAGAGGGCCGCAUCUACUUUGCGGGCGAGCACACCUCCCUGCCCCAUGCCUGGAUCGACACUGCCAUUAAGUCUGGCCUCAGGGCUGCCAGGAACAUCCAAGCCGCAGUGGACCAGGAGGUCGUAGGCGGGACAGGGGCCUCUGCAGAAGGCUCUCCCUAA
Molecule: messenger RNA, 1587 nt
Organism: Dipodomys ordii (Ord's kangaroo rat)
Lineage: Eukaryota; Metazoa; Chordata; Mammalia; Rodentia; Heteromyidae
Product: L-amino-acid oxidase-like
Exons: 7
Coding region: 1-1587 (528 amino acids)
Biological process (GO): amino acid catabolic process
Molecular function (GO): L-amino-acid oxidase activity; polyamine oxidase activity
Source: RefSeq, a predicted model, not a curated record